Heterostelium album PN500 is the source of this 14328-nucleotide messenger RNA. RefSeq names its product non-lysosomal glucosylceramidase. Bases 1 to 14328 code for a protein of 4775 amino acids. Lineage: Eukaryota; Evosea; Eumycetozoa; Acytosteliales; Acytosteliaceae. Gene Ontology annotation, biological process: carbohydrate metabolic process; sexual reproduction. The record is from RefSeq and is a predicted model, not a curated record. The transcript has 19 exons. Gene Ontology annotation, molecular function: hydrolase activity, hydrolyzing O-glycosyl compounds.
AUGGAUGAUUUAUUUAGUGAUAGUUUAGAAGAUAAUAAACACCAACAGAAUCAACAACAACAACAGCAGCAACAUCAAAAUCAACAUUUGUCAGAUAAUUUGUUGGAUACAAGUUUCGACGACUAUGAGGAAAUCAACUUUUUAAGUCAGUCCGGUAGUGGUAUGAAUAAUAAUAACACAGCUAACAACCUAAGUGGCUAUCGUCCAUCACCAAUAUCAUCGGAUUCUAUUAAAUUGAAUUUUCAAUUCGAUGACUCUGACUUUGAACCAAUCGUUACACCACAACAACAGCAGCAACAACAACAACAACAACAUUCAAAUAACAACUCUUCUUUUAUAAAAUCACCAACAAGAAUCGCCAACCAGAAUAAUCAUGAUGAUUAUGACGAUGAUGAUAAUGAUGAAUUUAGAAAUGACAUCAUUGAUUCACUACCAACUACAACAGAGACAAUAUUAAUAGAUGAACCACUAAUACCUUCGUUAUCUCCAAAUCAAACAUCUCAACAACAACAACAACAAUCAAAUAACAAAUCACCAAAUCAAUCAAAUAGCAAAUCACCAAAUCAAUCAUCAACAAACAGUGUUUCACCACUAAACAGUUUCAUUUCAAGUUUUACAUCUACUUCAUUCUUUGGUAAUAAUAACAAAGAUAAAGAUAAAGAUAAUCAUAAUAAUGAAAUAUCUAGUAGUAGUAAUAGUAGUUUAAUUGAUGAAUCUAAAGAUGAUACUACUUCUUCAUCUUCUUUAAAUUAUCAAAAUGAUGAUAAUAACAAUAACAAUCAUAAUAAUAAUAAGUCAAAUAUUUUAAGACAACAAUUAAAUAGUAGUGCAGCUAAUUUAAUAAAUAUCGGUGGAAAUGCAAUAAAGAAAGCAUUGAAUACAACACAGAGUAUUCUACAUAUGAGUACCGAUAUGUUUUGGAAUGAUAUUGGCGAUGAAGCACCAGGAACACAAGAGGAUACAGGCGAGUUUGAAAAGUGGCUGAAACUCGGUGAGGACAUCUCGCUACACUGCUGGACAAAGCGUCUCGACCACCAGUUCCCAGAGCACAAAGCAUUCCAAGUAUCGAUAGGCCAGGGUUUCAAGCUGAUGGGACUUGGCUAUCGUAUGUGGAAGUACGUGAAGCGUGAGAAUAGCGCUGGUCGCGUUCCCAUCAUGGAUCCGUUCAACAUCCCUAAGCCCGGUCCGGUAAUGGGUGUUCCGAUCGGUGGAAUCGGUAGUGGAUCGAUUACGCGUGGUUGGCGCGGUGACUUUGUCCGCUGGAAUCUCAAGAACGGCAUGGUGAACAGCGAGGUUGUCGACGCCAACAAAUUCUCGGUCUACAUCAAAAUGGAGGAACAACAAUCGCAGCCACUCAGCACGAAGCGCGCCACCGUGCUCUGUCCGGGCAAGCCGAAAUCCAACUUUGCACUCGACGUUUGGAAUUGGUCGUUGAAAGGCGAUCGUUCGUCGUACUUUGGUCAGUUUCCACGUGCCUGGACUGUCUAUGAGGAGCCACAUCAAGACGUCCGACUGGUCUGCAAACAAGUUUCGCCUGUAAUCCCGAAUAACUAUAAGGAGUCGUCGUAUCCAUGCGGUGUAUUCGUUUGGAAGAUCGAAAACACUGCCAGUACCGACGCUGAAGUCAGCUUGAUGUUCACCUGGCAAAACAGCGACGGAACUGCCGUCGAUCAAGCCGGUGGACAUCAUAACAAACGCUUUAAAUACACCGAUGAACAAGGACGUUCUAUCAACGGUGUAACUCUCACAACUAAUCGUGAUUUGAAAUCAUCGGUGGACCCAAAGAAAGUCUAUCAAGAUCCACUGGAACUCUCGAUUGGCGUUAGGGAUGACGCCGAUGUACAAUUUUCAUUCGUUUCAAGAUUUGAAACAACGAAUCGACUGGAAGCUGCCAACCUUUGGUAUAGCUUCAACAAGUCCGGUGUUUUGGACAACUCAGAGGACAGCCGACCGUCGGCACCCAAGAAGCCGAUUGGCGCAGCCAUUGCCGCCAAGGUGCUGGUCAAAGCUGGAACCACCAGAGAGGUUGCCUUCUCAGUGGCAUGGGAUACACCUGUCUGCAGAUUCAAUAGUGGAUCCGGUUAUUACCGUCGCUACACCAAGUUCUUUGGAACCGCUGGCAACAACAGUCAGCGCAUUGCAUGCGACGCCGUCUACAACUACCGCAAAUGGGAAGAGGAGAUUGUGCGUUGGCAACACCCGAUCCUGAGUGAUCCAUCGCUUCCAACAUUCUACAAGCAAGCAAUCUUCAAUGAACUCUACUAUUUCGUAGAUGGUGGAACGGUUUGGACACAUGGCGCGCCAGACGACCAACCCAACCAAAAGAAAAUCGUUUCCAAAUUCCAACAGGAGGAUCUCAACGAUCCCAACUACAUCGGUAGAUUCGCCUAUUUGGAGAGCGUCGAUUAUCUAAUGUACAAUACAUAUGACGUUCAUUUCUAUGCAUCGUUUGCACUGGCGAUGUUGUGGCCACGCUUGGAACUCAGUUUACAAACCGAUUUUGCCGACGCUACACUUUUGGACUAUAGCGAUACACAAGUGGAAUGCAUACAGACCGGAAAGAAUAUGCCUAGAAAAGUAAGAGGAGCGGUUCCACAUGAUCUUGGCAAUCCUGGCGAGGAUCCAUGGAAACGAGUCAACGCCUAUCACAUUCAAGAUGUUUCGCGUUGGAAAGAUCUACCGUCCAAGUUUGUCCUGCAGAUCUAUCGUGACUAUCUGAUCAAUGGAAAUGACCGAACGUUCCUCCUACAGAUGUGGGGUGUCGUAGAGGAGGUGAUACGUCGCGCAUUCGAAUACGACAUUGACAUUGACGGUGUCAUUGACAACGAAGGUGUUCCAGAUCAAACCUACGAUGCCUGGUCUGCUCUUGGAUGCUCUGCAUACUCUGGUGGACUAUGGUUGGCAGCGGUCAAAGUAGCUUCGGAAAUGGCUAGAAUUCUCGGACUCAAAGAAGAUGAAACUGUAUAUAAAAAAAUCUUUGAAAAGGGAAAGAAGUCAUAUUCAACAAAGCUUUGGAAUGGUCAUUAUUUUAAUUAUGAUUCAAGUAAAAAUCCUCAUUUCGAUAGUAUUAUGUCUGAUCAAUUAGCAGGUCAUUGGUAUUUGUUGGCAUGUGGUUUACCUUCCUAUAUAACAUUGGAUCAAGCACUCUCUUCUUUAAGUAUCAUCAAUGAGUACAAUGUAAAGAGUUACUCUAACGGUAGUUGUGGAGCUGUCAACGGUAUGAGACCUGAAGGUGGACCUGAUACCACCUCUCUGCAAUCGUGUGAAGUUUGGAUUGGAACAUCCUAUGGAUUGGCAUCAACAAUGUUACUUCAUUUCAUGGAUAACGAAGCAUGGGAGUUAAUCAAAGGUUUAGUUGAUUCAACAUAUAAUAAAUGGGGAUUCCAAUAUCAAACACCAGAGGCCUGGGAUCAAAACGGAUUAUACAGAGCAGGUACCUAUAUGAGACCACUCGCGAUAUGUGUUUAUUCAACAGAUGUUAUAUGGAGUGCUAACAAUGGUUCCGAUUUCGAUUCUUUAGGGCUUUGCAAUGUUAAUUAUUACGUUGGUGUUAAAUCUAAUGCUUCAUUGGCAAAUCUCCAGUUGGUAUUGGGAAAUGCAGUAAAUAUUACCAGAAGAACAGUUAUUUUGGGAGUGAAUGAUAGUUUUGUUUAUCAACUAAAUAGUAACUUCCUAGAGGGAAAUACAAAUGUAACAAUAACGAUUGGAAUAGGAAGAGAUAAUACUACAACUUUCUUAAAUAUCCCAUGUAAAAAACCAGAUUUUAGAGUAAAGCCAGAGUUUGUAUCAGCUAUUCUGUCUCCAAAUGGCCAAUAUAUCGCGACAUUUAAGAACAUGAAUGGUCUCGUUUAUAAUGUGGUUCCUGUUAGAUCCGAUUGCUAUUCAUCAGGUGUUCUAAGUGGAAAUAGUGGAUCGAUUGUAAAGUUAACUAUGGAUAUCAUACCUUCAGCUUUAUGUAACUAUACAAUACCUUUCAAUGUUGCGAUCUACCACAACAAUGCAAAUAUAAAAAAUAUUACACUCCCACCAAUCUUUUCUGCAAGCCCGGAUACCUUAUUGGUUAUUUACUAUAAAUCAAUAAUGGAACCUCAAACUGCCGUUGUAGCCAAGUCAGGAGUUUUAAUAAGUGCCGAACGCGGCGUAUACUCAUUGAUUUAUGUCAAUGGAUAUGUCGCAAGCAGAGUUGGAAAUAUAGAUUACUUUGGUUUAAUACAACUAUCACCAAUUCCUUUUCUCAAAUAUAAUGUGUCCACAAUUGGAAAUAAAAAUGAAAAUUUUGAAUUCAGAUUGAACAUUACAGAUUAUAUGCCUACUGAAUUGACAAAUCUCUUUUCAUUUGUUUAUGCGGGUAACAACACCAUUGGAUAUUUGCUCCUGAGUGACCUGUCACAAUACAAAGGUUCAUUGAUUCUUUCUAGAUCACUUCGUCCUGAUAUCAAUCUAAAUUAUCCUGUUGGAAUUGGCUAUGGUACAAUCAAAAAGUGUAAAUUUAACUUACCCUUUGAAAUUUCACACAAUUCACCUCAAGAAAACAUUACUUUAUCACCUAGAUAUGAAACCGUAAGCCGAGAUUUGUUAUUGCAACAAUCGCCUAAUAAAGAUAUAAUUCCACCAUCUUUGAAUAGUUUUACAAUAAUUCCUUUUGGUGUGAAAUCAUUUAUAAUUCAGGUCAAUGUCACAGAUGAUUUAUCAGGAUUCUAUAGUUUAGAGCAAACAAUCCCAUUCCCUUUUAGAGUCACACAAAGAGAUAUUGUUUUAAGAGAUUCAACAAAUGGAAUUUAUGAAAAAGAAGUAACAAUACCAAAUGGAAUAGAUAAUGAUAUCUUCUCAUUUACAGUCUCAGAUUUCGCAGGGAAUUUCAUUAAAAUUGGAAGUGAUGAGAUGAUUGGAAACUUCCAAAGAAUACCAAGAAUACCAUUCCCAAUUUCAUAUACGAUUGACAAUAUUGUUGCAUUCAAAUUCAAAGACAACAUUUUGAAUGUAACAGGAACAUCAAUGAGCAGUUCACUCUUCUUUGUUUUGGAUAACAAUAAUAUCGAUUAUCAACCAACUCUCACAAUGAUUAUUGGUAGAUAUGGAGGUAAUUUUAUCAAGAAAACAUUCACCGGUUAUUGGAAUUCAAUGAUUCAAUCAUAUCAAAUCGAUUUCACAAUCCAAAAGAAUUUCAAUUCUGGACCAUUCGAUUUCUAUUUGGAAAGUAAAACUUUUAUCACAAAAGAUGUUCUUUUAUUCAAAUUUGGUCAAAAUAAUGUUGAUUUAAAUAUUAUUUCAAAUCAAAUCGAUAUGAUUCCACCAAAGAUAACGAAAUCAAUUGUAUACGGAGGAAUUAACUUUAUUGGAUGGUUGAUUACAAUCGAAGAUUCAAUCAAUGGUCUAUCAGAAGCAUAUAUCAAUGUUACAUCAGAUCUUGAUUUACUUCCAAGACAAUUCAAAUUUACACCUGCAAACUUGACAAGUGGAUCGAAAUUCAGUGGUACCUAUCAAAUUUCGAUACCAUUUAAUUCAGAAAGUGUCAGUGAGACAUACAGUUUUGCAAAUGGAAUCAAGUUGAUUGAUGAAGGAGGAAAUAUUGCCGAAUCAAUUUAUUUAAAUCCAAAUUCUAUUUUCGAUCCAUUUGGAUAUCAAUAUUCAAGUUUUAUCCCAAACCUUAUUGCCUUAAAUGCAUCGAUUUCCAAUACUAAAAAUGACACUGUUGCUCCUUCAAUAGUUAACGUCCGUGACAAGUGGGUCCUUGGAAAUCGAAAUAUAUUAUAUUCUUGUAAUUUCACAUCGAUCGACCUGGAAUCUGGAAUAUCAUACAGACACAUCCCGGUACUCUAUUUAUCAACUUAUGAUUCUGACAUUACAGCUCCUUUUGAAGUGAUCCCAAUCAACAAAACACAUGCCAACUAUACAAUAUCAGUGGAAAUACCUCGUAGAUUUGUUAAUCAAGGAUACUUUGUUAGAUCAUCAAUUUAUGGGGUUGUAGAUAACGUAUAUAUUCACUCAAGUCUUUAUAUGGUUUCAGCGCUAACAGAUCCAAAUCCAUAUGAUCUUAAAACCGUAGUAAUUGAAUCAGCCAGUGAUAUUUCAACAGAUGGUGGAGUCAUAACAUUAUAUGGGAAUGGUUUCGGAAAUGAUACAAACAAUACUAAAGUCAGCUAUAUUUCACGAGGUGGAAGUUUAAACUCACUAACCAGCUCAUUAACAACAUUCACAAGAUUGAUCACAACAAUUCCAGCAUUUGGUAACAAUCAAUAUAUUGAUAUUAUUGUCGAUAAUUCAAGUCCAUACCGUAUCAUACCAACAUUAAAACCAACACCAACAUCUACACCAACACCAACAAAUACAAUCCCACCAUCAUGUCCAAACUCUUGCCUUCCAAAUGGAGAAUGCACAUCCAGUGGAUGUAAAUGUAAAAGUGGAUGGGUUGGAACCGGAUGUUCAUUUUCAUUGAUUGAUGUGGUUACUCAUGUCAAUUCAACAACACCAACAACCAUUCAAAAUGAUAAAAACAGUGAUUUCUUAUCACUUGUUUCGAUCGAUUCAAUCAGAGAAUUGGAUUCAUCUGGAAAUGUUAUCGAACGUUUUGAUAUCAAAGAUCGUUGGAGUGUUGACAAUUUCACAACACCAAUUUCAUCGAAAUAUAUUUUCAGUCGGCAGAUUUCAAACAAUCGAACAACAAUAAUCAAUGUCACUUUGGAAUAUUUCGAAUCAGAUUCAAAUUAUACUUUUGGCAAUCAAGAAUACACAAUUUAUAAAUCAUCAAUGAAAUAUUCAGUUGUUAUUGACAGGUAUUCAUUCAAAGAUAAAUUGAACACACUUCAAUUGGUGAUGAACACAUCAAUUUCAACAUCAGAUACCAAUAAUUUAUGUUCGAGUUCAGAGAUUACUGGAAAUGGAGUUCAAUACUUGAAUCUCAGAUUGGGUGACAAAGUAUUGAGUGCAAGAUUCAUCAAUUAUGGAGUGAUUGAUUAUAAAGUUCAAAGUGUCAACAAUAUCGUUUUAGAAAGCUCUGGAGAUUCGAAUAAUGGAGUGAAAUCAUCAUUGAUUGCAAUGAACAUUCCAAAUUUCGAUUCAUUAGCAUGGUUGGAUCCUGAUUUUAGUUUGCUGGUCGAUCAGAACCAAGACAAAUCAAAUAAUGUGUGGAAACCCCAGACAACUCUAGAUACAUUUGGAUAUUGUGAUGUAGAAUUUUAUGUUGGUUUUAACAUGAAUGUUACAAGUGGAGACUCGUUUUCAUUUUCGGUCGGAGCCCCAAUUAUAUUGAAAAAGAUGUAUUUAAAGACGGACGGUUAUUACUAUUAUACAAAAGCUCAUUUCAAUGAAGGAAAUUUCAAUAUUUCAUUGAAGUUGAUAACUCAGCAGGCUACCAUUGAAUCAUUUUUAAUAGUUCCAUGCAUCAGACCAAAUUUUAAUAUAAAACCAGAGAUUUUGAAAAGCACUGUCACUCAAUACGGACAGUAUAUUAUGACAUUUAAGAAUUUAAAUGGUCUUGUUUAUAAUGUUGUUCCAGCAGAUAACAAUUGUUAUUCAUCAGGUGUUCUCAGUGGACAUGAUGGAUCAAUUGGAAAGUUAACAAUCGAUAUCUAUCCUUCUCAGUUAUGCAACUACACGAUACCUUUCAAUAUUUCCAUCAACUAUUUUAAUGCUACGUUAUUGCAGAGCGUGAUUCCGCCUCCUUAUACUCUAGAUUCUAGUAUAGCGAUCAGUUCGUUCUCUGCUACUAUAAAUAUAGAUCCUCAGACUGCUUUAUUUGCUAAAAUGGGUUCUUUUGUUAAGGCCACUAAAGUAAAUUCAUUGAUUUAUUUCAAUGGAAAUAUUUUAAGUAGAGUAGGAAAUUUAGAUUACUUUGGUUUCGUUCAAGUAUUGCCUACAAUUUCCUCUCUGAUUAUAGUUGAGGUUAUUGGAAAAGAAUAUUCAAGUUUUAAUUCCACUUUUUAUAUGACAGAUUAUAGACCAACAAUAUUUAAACCCAUUUCUUUUACUUUAUCUGCCUAUCCAUUGGGCUAUGUAUCAAUACCAGGUCAAUCAAUUACCAAAGAUUCAUUGUAUCUUACAAAGGAUCUUCGUCCUGAUAUCAACUUAAACUAUCCAGUUGGAAUCGCCACUGGUACAAUCAAGAACUUUGAUUUGAAAUACCCAAUUGGUGUAUCUCUAAAUUCUCCUGGGGAAAUCGUAGCUAUCAAUUCCAGAUAUGAAAACUCUAAAAGUUCUCUUUCUAUUCCAUCUGUUGCUUCACCAAAGGAUACGGUUCCACCAUCAUUGAAUAGUUUUACUAUAAUUCCUUUUAUUGGUGUGAAAUCAUUUAUCAUUCAAGUGAAUGUCACAGAUGAUUUAUCAGGAUUCUAUAGUUUAGAGCAAAUCAGCCCAUUCCCUUUUAGAGUGACACAAAGAGAUAUUGUUUUAGGAAACUCAAAGAAUGGAAUUUAUGAAAAAGAAGUUACAAUACCAACUGGAAUAGAUAAUGAUAUCUUCUCAUUUACAGUCUCUGAUCUCGCAGGUAAUCUCAUUAUUGUUGGAAGUGAUGAGAUGAUUGGAAACUUCCAAAGAAUACCAAGAAUACCAUUCCCAAUUUCAUAUACGAUUGACAAUAUUGUUGCAUUCAAAUUCAAAGACAACAUUUUGAAUGUAACAGGAACAUCAAUGAGCAGUUCACUCUUCUUUGUUUUGGAUAACAAUAAUAUCGAUUAUCAACCAACUUUCACAAUGAUUAUUGGUAGAUAUGGAGGUAAUUUCAUCAAGAAAACAUUCACUGGUUAUUGGAAUUCAAUGAUUCAAUCAUAUCAAAUCGAUUUCACAAUCCAAAAGAAUUUCAAUUCUGGACCAUUCGAUUUCUAUUUGGAAAGUAAAACUUUUAUCACAAAAGAUGUUCUUUUAUUCAAAUUUGGUCAAAAUAAUGUUGAUUUAAAUAUUAUUUCAAAUCAAAUCGAUAUGAUUCCACCAAAGAUAACGAAAUCAAUUGUAUACGGAGGAACAAACUUUAUUGGAUGGUUGAUUACAAUCGAAGAUUCAAUCAAUGGUCUAUCAGAAGCAUAUAUCAAUGUUACAUCAGAUCUUGAUUUACUUCCAAGACAAUUCAAAUUUACACCUGCAAACUUGACAAGUGGAUCGAAAUUCAGUGGUACCUAUCAAAUUUCGAUACCAUUUAAUUCAGAAAGUGUCAGUGAGACAUACAGUUUUGCAAAUGGAAUCAAGUUGAUUGAUGAAGGAGGAAAUAUUGCCGAAUCAAUUUAUUUAAAUCCAAAUUCUAUUUUCGAUCCAUUUGGAUAUCAAUAUUCAAGUUUAAUAUCAAACAAUAUUUCCUUAAAUGCAACUUUGUUAAAUGAUAAAAACAAUGACACUGUUACUCCAUCAAUUUCUAUCAAUAAUUUCUAUUGGGGUACACUUAUAGACAAACCACAGUUUAAUUCCAGUGAUAUUUCAACAGAUGGUGGAGUCAUAACAUUAUAUGGAAAUGGUUUCGGAAAUGAUACAAGCAAUACUAAAGUCAACUAUAUUCCACCAGGUGGAAGUUUACAUGCACUAACCAGUUCAUUAACAACAUUCACAAGAUUGAUCACAACAAUUCCAGCAUUUGAUAGCAAUCAAUAUAUUGAUAUUAUUGUCAAAAAUUCCAUGCCUUAUCGCAUUAUUCCAAAAUUAAAACCAACACCAACACCAACACCAACAUCUACACCAACACCAACAAAUACAAUCGCACCAUCAUGUCCAAACUCUUGCCUUCCAAAUGGAGAAUGUACAUCCAAUGGAUGUAAAUGUAAAAGUGGAUGGGUUGGAACCGGAUGUUCAUUUUCAUUGAUUGAUGUGGUUACUCAUGUCAAUUCAACAACACCAACAACCAUUCAAAAUGAUAAAAACAGUGAUUUCUUAUCACUUGUUUCGAUCGAUUCAAUCAGAGAAUUGGAUUCAUCUGGAAAUGUUAUCGAACGUUUUGAUAUCAAAGAUCAUUGGAGUGUUGAUAAUUUCACAACACCAGUUUCAUCGAAAUAUAUUUUCAGUCGGCAGAUUUCAAACAAUCGAACAACAAUAAUCAAUGUCACUUUGGAAUAUUUCGAAUCAGAUUCAAAUUAUACUUUUGGCAAUCAAGAAUACACCAUUUAUAAAUCAUCAAUGAAAUAUUCAGUUGUUAUCGACAGGUAUUCAUUCAAAGAUAAAUUGAACACACUUCAAUUGGUGAUGAACACAUCAAUUUCAACAUCAGAUACCAAUAAUUUAUGUUCGAGUUCAGAGAUUACUGGAAAUGGAGUUCAAUACUUGAAUCUCAGAUUGGGUGACAAAGUAUUGAGUGCAAGAUUCAUCAAUUAUGGAGUGAUUGAUUAUAAAGUUCAAAGUGUCAACAAUAUCGUUUUAGAAAGCUCUGGAGAUUCGAAUAAUGGAGUGAAAUCAUCAUUGAUUGCAAUGAACAUUCCAAAUUUCGAUUCAUUAGCAUGGUUGGAUCCUGAUUUUAGUUUGCUGGUCGAUCAGAAUCAAGACAAAUGUAAAUCGAGUGGUCUGACCACCUCUCAAAUCAUUGGAAUUGCAAUUGGUUCAGCUCUCUUCCUCGUUUCAAAGAAUGUGUGGAAACCCCAGACAACUCUAGAUACAUUUGGAUAUUGUGAUGUAGAAUUUUAUGUUGGUUUUAACAUGAAUGUUUCAUAUGGACUAUUUUCGUUUUCAGUUAGCUACACUCAGGAAAAGAAUAGACUGGUGACUUUAAAGAAUGACCGUUAUUACUAUUGGAUAAAUACUUAUUUCAAUGAAGGAAAUAUCAACAUGUCAUUGCAGUUGGUAACUCAGCAAGCUACCAUUGAAUCAUUUUUAAUAGUUCCAUGCAUCAGACCAAAUUUUAAUAUAAAACCAGAGAUUUUGAAAAGCACUGUCACUCAAUACGGACAGUAUAUUAUGACAUUUAAGAAUUUAAAUGGUCUUGUUUAUAAUGUUGUUCCAGCAGAUAACAAUUGUUAUUCAUCAGGUGUUCUCAGUGGACAUGAUGGAUCAAUUGGAAAGUUAACAAUCGAUAUCUAUCCUUCUCAGUUAUGCAACUACACAAUACCUUUCAAUAUUUCCAUCAACUAUUUUAAUGCAACACUAUUAGAAGUUGAGAUGCCUCCCCCAUUUAAUCAGGAUUCCAUUGUAUCGAUCAGAUCUUACAAUAUAUCUAAAUCCAUAGAUCCUCAGACUGCUUUAUUUACAAAAAUAGGUUCUUUUUCUCAGACCAAUAAAGUAAAUUCAUUGAUUUAUUUCAAUGGAAAUAUUACUACUCGAGUAGGAAAUUUAGAUUACUUUGGUCUCGCUCAAGUAAUACCUACCCCUUCCUCUCCAAUUAAAGUUGAGAUAAUUGGAAACAAAUAUUCAAUUUUUGAUUCUAAUUUCUUUAUGACAGAAUAUAUACCUACAACCUUUAUAGCAUUUUCCUUUAAAUGGGUGACCUACCCAUUAGGUCAUGUAUCAAUUCCAGUUCAAUCAAUUACCAAAGAUUCAUUGUAUAUUUCAAGGAAUCUUCGUCCUGAUAUCGACUUAAACUAUCCAGUUGGAAUCGCCACUGGUACCAUCAAGAACUUUGCCUUGAAAUACCCAAUUGCUAUAACUUUAUAUUCUCCAGGAGAAAGAAUAGCUAUCAAUUCCAGAUAUGAAAACUCUUCAAGUUCUGUACUUCUAUUGCCUGUUGCUCCAACCAUGGAUACGAUUCCACCAUCAUUGAAUAGUUUUACAAUAUUUCCUUUUAUUGGUGUGAAAUCAUUUAUCAUUCAGGUCAAUGUCACAGAUGAUUUAUCAGGAUUCUAUAGUUUAGAACAAAUCAACCCAUUUCCUUUUAGAAUCACACAAAGAGAUAUUGUUUUAGGAAAUUCAACAAAUGGAAUUUAUGAAAAAGAAGUGACAAUACCAUAUGGAAUAGAUAAUGAUAUCUUCUCAUUUACAAUAUACGAUAUCGCUGGGAAUUUCAUUAUCGUUGGAAGUGAUGAGAUGAUUGGAAACUUCCAAAGAAUACCAAGAAUACCAUUCCCAAUUUCAUAUACGAUUGACAAUAUUGUUGCAUUCAAAUUCAAAGACAACAUUUUGAAUGUAACAGGAACAUCAAUGAGCAGUUCACUCUUCUUUGUUUUGGAUAACAAUAAUAUCGAUUAUCAACCAACUCUCACAAUGAUUAUUGGUAGAUAUGGAGGUAAUUUUAUCAAGAAAACAUUCACCGGUUAUUGGAAUUCAAUGAUUCAAUCAUAUCAAAUCGAUUUCACAAUCCAAAAGAAUUUCAAUUCUGGACCAUUCGAUUUCUAUUUGGAAAGUAAAACUUUUAUCACAAAAGAUGUUCUUUUAUUCAAAUUUGGUCAAAAUAAUGUUGAUUUAAAUAUUAUUUCAAAUCAAAUCGAUAUGAUUCCACCAAAGAUAACGAAAUCAAUUGUAUACGGAGGAAUUAACUUUAUUGGAUGGUUGAUUACAAUCGAAGAUUCAAUCAAUGGUCUAUCAGAAGCAUAUAUCAAUGUUACAUCAGAUCUUGAUUUACUUCCAAGACAAUUCAAAUUUACACCUGCAAACUUGACAAGUGGAUCGAAAUUCAGUGGUACCUAUCAAAUUUCGAUACCAUUUAAUUCAGAAAGUGUCAGUGAGACAUACAGUUUUGCAAAUGGAAUCAAGUUGAUUGAUGAAGGAGGAAAUAUUGCCGAAUCAAUUUAUUCAAAUCCAAAUUCUAUUUUCGAUCCAUUUGGAUAUCAAUAUUCAAGUUUAAUAUCAAACAAUAUUUCCUUAAAUGCAUCGAUUAUAAAUUCCAGAAGUGACUCCAUUAGUCCAACAAUUAUAAUCGAUUCUUGGGGUUUGAAUUCAAAUUUGGAAAUUCCACAGUUUAAUUGUAAUUUCACAUCUUUCGAUCUGGAAUCUGGAAUAUCAUACAGACACAUCCCAGUUCUGUGUAUUUCGACAUAUGACCAAAACAUGAUAGUUCCUUUUGAAGUGAUUCCAAUCAACAAAACCCAUGCCACCUAUUCGAUAUCAGCCAAUAUACCUCGUAGAUUUGCUCUCCCUGGAUAUUCGAUUCAAAUAACAAUAUUUGGAGUUGUAGAUAACAGUUACAAUCAUGCAUCAUAUGAUGGUUUCAAUGCUGCCAAUUCAUUCCCAUUCAAUCUCGGUAAUAUUAUUAUCGAAUCAGCCAGUGAUAUUUCAACAGAUGGUGGAGUCAUAACACUAUAUGGAAAUGGUUUCGGAAAUGAUACAAGCAAUACUAGAGUCAACUAUAUUCCACCAGGUGGAAGUUUACAUGCACUAACCAGUUCAUUAACAACAUUCACAAGAUUGAUCACAACAAUUCCAGCAUUUGAUAGCAAUCAAUAUAUUGAUAUUAUUGUCGAAAAUUCCAUGCCUUAUCGCAUUAUUCCAACAUUAAAACCAACACCAACACCAACAUCUACACCAACACCAACAAAUACAAUUCCACCAUCAUGUCCAAACUCUUGCCUUCCAAAUGGAGAAUGCACAUCCAAUGGAUGUAAAUGUAAAAGUGGAUGGGUUGGAACCGGAUGUUCAUUUUCAUUGAUUGAUGUGGUUACUCAUGUCAAUUCAACAACACCAACAACCAUUCAAAAUGAUAAAAACAGUGAUUUCUUAUCACUUGUUUCGAUCGAUUCAAUCAGAGAAUUGGAUUCAUCUGGAAAUGUUAUCGAACGUUUUGAUAUCAAAGAUCAUUGGAGUGUUGACAAUUUCACAACACCAAUUUCAUCGAAAUAUAUUUUCAGUCGGCAGAUUUCAAACAAUCGAACAACAAUAAUCAAUGUCACUUUGGAAUAUUUCGAAUCAGAUUCAAAUUAUACUUUUGGCAAUCAAGAAUACACAAUUUAUAAAUCAUCAAUGAAAUAUUCAGUUGUUAUUGACAGAUAUUCAUUCAAAGAUAAAUUGAACACACUUCAAUUGGUGAUGAACACAUCAAUUUCAACAUCAGAUACCAAUAAUUUAUGUUCGAGUUCAGAGAUUACUGGAAAUGGAGUUCAAUACUUGAAUCUCAGAUUGGGUGACAAAGUAUUGAGUGCAAGAUUCAUCAAUUAUGGAGUGAUUGAUUAUAAAGUUCAAAGUGUCAACAAUAUCGUUUUAGAAAGCUCUGGAGAUUCGAAUAAUGGAGUGAAAUCAUCAUUGAUUGCAAUGAACAUUCCAAAUUUCGAUUCAUUAGCAUGGUUGGAUCCUGAUUUUAGUUUGCUGGUCGAUCAGAAUCAAGACAAAUGUAAAUCGAGUGGUCUGACCACCUCUCAAAUCAUUGGAAUUGCAAUUGGUUCAGCUCUCUUCCUCGUUUGUAUUACCAUUGCUAUUGUUAUAGUUUUGAAGAAACGAUAUUCAUUCCACUUCAAAAAAGGUAUAAAUAUGGUUAAUUUGGAAUCAACAAACAAAUAA